AUGCCGUCCUCAUCCUCCUCCCACCGGCACCACCACCACAGCAGCAGCAGCCAGCAGAGCAGCACCUGGCAAGACCGGCUAGAAGAGGCAUGCCGCGAGUACCAGAUCCACCCUCCAGACUACCAGCUCGUGUCUGACAGACGAGGUGGCCGCACAGCCUGGUCCAGCAGAGUAACGGUAUACGGCAAGUGCAUCGAUGCGCGCUUUUGGUACGACGGCAAAAACCUCAACAACGCCAAGGAGGACGCCGCCGAGGUGGCGCUGAACUGGCUGGCCAGCAACUCAAACCUCAGCAGCGGCUGGUGA
Messenger RNA from Anthostomella pinea, 306 nucleotides. The record is from the annotation of a GenBank genome assembly. Lineage: Eukaryota; Fungi; Ascomycota; Sordariomycetes; Xylariales; Xylariaceae.